UGGGCCCGUGAUGAGUUUGAGGGUCUCUUUAAACAGCCAUCAGAGAAUGCCAUGCAGUACCUCACGUAAGUCUCUUUCUGUCUGAAGUCUCAUAGCUGCUACUCUUCUGAGUUCCUAGAGUCUUGUGCAUUAUUACAUUUCUGAAGCUGCCUGGAGCCUCUAGACGUGUUGGAGGCCGUCUAGAAGAGUUUAAUAUUAGUUACAUUAACGUUAUAUGAAUGUUUUAUGAACCAGAGAUCCCAAGUUCCUGGAGAGGACCCUGAAGCUUCCUGGAGCCCAGCCUCUAGACGUGUUGGAGGCCGUCUAUAAGAGUCUGGUGACUGACUGCCCUCGCAGCUGGGCCGACUGUGUCGUCUGGGCUCGGCACCACUGGCAGUGCCAGUACAGCAACAACAUCCAUCAACUACUGCACAACUUCCCCCCAGAACAGGUACAGAGAACACUGUUACACACACACACACACACACUGUUACACACACACACACUGUUAUACACACACACACACUGUUACACACUGUUACACACACACACACACACACACACACACACACACACUGUUACACACUGUUAUACACACACACUGAGUGUACAAACCAUUAGGAACACCUGCUCUUUCCAUGACAUAGACUGACCAGGUGAAUCCAGGUGAAAGCUAUGAUCCCUUAUUGAUGUCACUUGUUAAAUCCACUUCAAUCAGUAUAGAUGAAGGGGAGGAGACAGGUUAAAGAAGGAUUUUUAAGCCUUGAGACAAUUGAGACAUGGAUUGUGGUCCUCUGUAGCUCAGCUGGUAGAGCACGGCGCUUGUAACGCCAAGGUAGUGGGUUCGAUCCCCGGGACCACCCAUACACAAAAAUGUAUGCACGCAUGACUGUAAGUCGCUUUUGAUAAAAUUAUAUAUUAUUAUUAUUAUUAUUAUUAUUGUGUAUGUGUGCCGUUCAGAGGGUGAAUGGGCAAGACAAAUGAUUUAAGUGCCUUUGAACGGGGUACGGUAGUAGGUGCCAGGCGCACCGGUUUGUGUUAAGAACUUCAACUCUACUGGGUUUUCACGCUCAACAGUUUGUCUAUCAAGAAGGGUCCGUCACCCAAAGGACAUCCAGCCAUCUUGACACAACUGUGGGAAGCAUUGGAGUCAACAUGGGCCAGCAUCCCUGUGGAACGCUUUCGACACCUUGUAGAGUUCCUGACCGACUGAUUUAGGCUGUUCUGAGGGCAACAGGGGUGCAACUCAAUGUUAGUGAUGUGGUGGUAAUGUUUUGUCCACUGCGUUUAUACACAGGCUGGACAGUCAUACAGUUACCAUGCCUGACUAUUAUCAUGCUCUCCCUCCUCUCAUUCGCUUUCUCUCUCUCUCCCCCACUUCUCUCUCUCCCCCACUUCUCUCUCUCCCACACUUCUCUCUCUCCCCCACUUCUCUCUCUCCCACACUUUCUCUCUCUUCUCCUCUCCCUCCCACUUUCUCUCUCUCCCACUCUUUCUCUCUUCCUCCCCCUCUUUCUCUCUCCCCCUCUUCUCUCUCUCCCCCUCUUUCUCUCUCUCCACCACUCUUUCUCUCUCCCCCCCACUUUCUCUCUCUCCCCCCACUUUCUCUCUCUCUCUCUCUCCCCCCACUUCCUUUCUUUAUCCCCCCCACUUUCUCUCUCGCUCUCUCUCCCCCCACUUUCUCUCUCUCCUCUCGCAUCCCCCUCUCCUUUCUCAGCUGACCAGCUCUGGCGCCCCCUUCUGGUCCGGUCCAAAGAGAUGUCCUCACCCUCUAGAGUUCAGCACCAGCAACGUGAGUACUUUCUUCUCUCUCUCUCCCCUCCCUCCUCCCUCUCCCUCUCUCUCUCUCUCUCUCGCUCCCUCUCCCAGCCCCUUCUACCUCUCCCUUUCUCUCUCACACUUUCUCUCAAUGUUAGAUGAAAGUCUCUUUCUCUCUCUCAUGCAGCUCCUACAGUCCUCCCUCUCUAGACCUCCAUUGGACUUGUGAUGGCUCUACAGUCUCCCUCUCUAGGACCUCCAUUGGCUAUGUAGGGUAACAGUCUCCUCUCUAGCCUCCAUAUGCUAGUGAUGCUCUAACAGUCUCCCUCUCUAGGACCUCCAUAUGGACUAUGUGAUGGCUCUAACAGUCUCCCUCUCUAGGACCUCCAUAUGGACUAUGUGAUGGCUCUAACAGUCUCCCUCUCUAGGACCUCCAUAUGGACUAUGUGAUGGCAGGAGCCAACCUGUUUGCCCAGUCGUACGGCAUGCAGGGCUCUACUGACCGUGUCGGCGUGGCUAAGAUCCUGGACAGCCUAUCGGUGCCCACCUUUGUCCCCAGGUCAGGGGUCAAGAUCCACGUCUCUGACCAGGAGCUGCAGAGCGUCAACGCCAACGUCGGUGAGGAGAGGGCUUUUACAUUUCCACAGGUCAUCUAUACGUCUAGUGAUGUUUAUAGUCAACACUUCUAGUUGCAUUUAUAGUGAUCGGUGCUUUUCCCUGUAGUGACGUCGAAAGUCAAUGAAUAUAAACCAAUUAUAGCAGAGUCGCAGGAGCAUGUGGAACUAAGAAAGCCUCUAGAAAUGAGACAUCUGUUAUUAAUGCAUUUGCCACAGAAUGAAAGGCUUCCAAAACAUGAAGGCAAGACUGAACGGAGAGAAGCCAUGUUUCUUUGAGUUGUUUAGUGUUGUAUUAAAUGACUACUGAGAGUGAACAAUCCCAGUUAGGAUUAGAGUAUGUUUAUUAUUAUGUGUAUCAAGACAGGUCCCACUUCUCACCGCCGGCCAUGUGAGACUGACCCUACGACAUGCCCCUGUCUCAUUGGCCAGUUUCCCUGUCUGUCGGACUAACCUUCGGAUGUGUGUCUCUCUGUGCGGUGUGUCUGCGGGGUGUGUGUGUGUGUGUCUGCGUGGUGUGUGUGUCUGCGGGGUGUGUGUGUGUGGUCUGCGUGGUGUGUGUGUGUCUGCGGUGUGUGUGUGUGGUGUGUGUGUCUGCGUGGUCUGCGUGGUGUGUGUCUGCGGUGUGUGUGUGUGUGUCUGCGGGGUGUGUGUCUGCGGUGUGUGUGUGUGUGUGUGUCUGCGGUGUGUGUGUGUCUGCGGUGUGUGUGUGUGUGUGUGUGUGGUGUGGUGUCUGCGGGGUGUGUGUCUGCGGUGUGUGUGUGUGUGUGUGUGUGUCUGCGGUGUGUGUGUGUGUGCGGUGUGUGUGUGUGUGUGUGUGUGGUCUGCGUGGUGUGUGUGUGUGUGUGUCUGCGGGGUGUGUGUGUGUGUGUGUGUGUAGAUGACAACAGGCUGGAGGAGCUGAAGACUCUGCUGCCUGGACCUGAAGCUUCUUCUCAGUUUAAACUCACUGCCAUCGACUUUGAGAAGGUAUAGAACUCUCCCUCUACUCCUAUCUCUCUCCCUCUACUCUUAUCUCUCUCCCUCUACUCCUUAUCUCUCUCCCUCUACUCCUAUCUCUCUCCCUCUACUCCUAUCUCUCUCCCUCUACUCCUAUCUCUCUCCCUCUACUCCUAUCUCUCUCCCUCUACUCCUAUCUCUCUCCCCUACUCCUCUCUCUCCCUCUACUCCUAUCUCUCUCCCUCUACUCCUAUCUCUCUCCCUCUACUCCUAUCUCUCUCCCUCUACUCCUAUCUCUCUCCCUCUACUCUUAUCUCUCUCCCUCUACUCUUAUCUCUCUCCCUCUACUCUUAUCUCUCUCCCUACUCUAUCUCUCCCUCUACUCUUAUCUCUCUCCCUCUACUCCUAUCUCUCUCCCUCUACUCCUAUCUCUCUCCCUCUACUCCUAUCUCUCUCCCUCUACUCCUAUCUCUCUCCCUCUACUCCUAUCUCUCUUAACUCUACUCCUAUCUCUCUCCCUCUACUCCUAUAUCUCUAUUUUCUCCACCUCUCUUCCUUUUUCCCACAUCUCUCUCUUCUCACCUACAACACAUUUCAAGACCAUGUAUUUUGUGGUUCCCCCUCAAACGUUCUGUUGGUGUAUUAACUGUGACUGUGUAUUCUGUAUGUUCCAGGACGAUGACUCCAACUUCCACAUGGACUUCAUUGUGGCUGCUUCCAACCUGAGAGCAGAGAACUACAACAUUCCCCCUGCAGAUAGACACAAGGUGUGGACGUACACACACACACUCUCCCUCUUACACACACAUUCCCCCUGUAAACAGAAACAAGGUACACACACUGACUUGUAUCUCUGUCUCUGGCUCUGUCUCUGGCUCUCUGUCUGUCUCUGUCUCUGUCUGUCUCUGGCUCUGGCUCUGUCUGUCUCUGUCUGUCUCUGGCUCUGUCUCUGUCUGUCUCUGUCUCUGGCUCUGGCUCUGUCUCUGUCUGUCUCUGGCUCUGUCUCUGUCUGUCUCUGGCUCUGUCUCUGUCUGUCUCUGUCUGUCUCUGUCUCUGUCUCUGUCUCUGUCUGUCUCUGUCUGUCUCUGGCUCUGUCUGUCUCUGUCUCUCUGUCUGUCUCUGGCUCUGUCUGUCUCUGGCUCUGUCUGUCUCUGGCUCUGUCUGUCUCUGUCUGUCUCUGGCUCUGUCUGUCUCUGUCUCUGUCUCUGGCUCUCUGUCUGUCUCUCUGUCUGUCUCUGUCUGUCUCUGGCUCUGUCUGUCUCUGGCUCUGUCUGUCUCUGGCUCUGUCUGUCUCUGUCUCUCUGUCGGUCUCCCUCUGUCUCUCUGUCGGUCUCCCUCUCUCGUCUCCAGAGUAAGCUGAUAGCUGGUAAGAUCAUUCCUGCGAUAGCGACCACCACGGCGGCGGUCGUGGGUCUGGUGUGUCUGGAGCUCAUCAAGAUCGUUCAGGGACACAAGAAGUUGGAGUCGUUUAAGAACGGCUUCAUGAACCUGGCACUCCCUUUCUUCGGUUUCUCAGAACCCAUCGCUGCUCCCAGCCACAAGGUAGGACAGGAGGAGGUGCGA
Coregonus sp. 'balchen' is the source of this 4853-nucleotide messenger RNA. NCBI's taxonomy places the organism in Eukaryota, Metazoa, Chordata, Actinopteri, Salmoniformes, Salmonidae. The record is from the annotation of a GenBank genome assembly.